GCCCAGGCGUGUGGGGGGCUCCAGGUAUGCGGGGGGGGCCCAGGUGUGCAGGGGGGACAAAGGUGUCGCCGCCCAGGGCUCGGCCAUGGACCGGAUGAAGAAGAUCAAGCGGCAGCUGUCGAUGACGCUGCGGGGGGGCCGCGCCCCCGAGAAGGGUCUGGGGGACCCCCGCGACGGCCACGGCAGCGACAGCGAGGCAGGGGGGGAGGAGGGGCGAAUGGGAUCGGACGGGGAGAGUGACCCCCCCUCGGGGACAUCCUCGGAGGAGGUGGCAUCGCCCGUGCGCCUGCGCCAGCACCCGCGGCCCAGCGCCUGCGAGGUGGGACUGGGGGGACUGGAGGCACUGGGGGGACUGGGGGCACUGGAGAGCACUGGGGGGAUUGGGAGCACUGGAGAACACUGUGGGGCACUGGGGAACUCUAGGGGGACUGGGGACACUGGGGGGACUACACGGGACUGGGAGGCUGUGCACAGUGUCAGGCUGUUCCUGUUCCAGCUGCUGCGGGGCCUCGCGUUCUGCCACCGGCACAAGGUGCUGCACCGCGACCUCAAGCCCCAGAACCUCCUGCUCAGCCGCCGUGGGGACCUCAAGCUCGCCGACUUCGGCCUGGCCCGAGCCAAGUCCAUCCCAACCAAGACGUACUCGAGCGAGGUGGUGACGCUGUGGUACCGCCCGCCCGACAUCCUGCUGGGCUCCACCGAGUACUCCACCCAGAUCGACAUGUGGGGCGUUGGCUGCAUCUUCUCAGAGAUGGUGACGGGGCGGCCGCUGUUCCCCGGAGCCACCGUGGAGGAGCAGCUGCACUUCAUCUUCCGCCUGCUGGGGACCCCGACGGAGGAGACGUGGCCGGGGAUCGGGGCCAACGCUGAGUUCCGGGCCCACAAGUACCCGCUGUACCCGCCCGAGGGGCUGCGGCACCACGCCCCACGGCUGGACCACGACGGCGCCGACCUGCUGGGGCAGCUGCUGCAGUUCGAGGGGCGACGGCGGCUGCCGGCGGCGGAGGCCAUGGCUCACCCGUUCUUCGGCUGCCUGGGCCCGCGGGUCAGCGCCCUGCCCGACACCACCUCCAUCUUCGCGCUGAAGGAGAUCCAGCUGCAGAAGGAGCCGGGGCUGCGCGCGGCCCCCCUGCCCCCCCCAGGUUCUUCCGCCUUCCGGGUGCUCGACACUGAAUUCUGAUGCUGAGCAGCCCCUGGACUGCUGCUGCAACCCCCCAGGACCCCCCAAAACUGGGGGGGGUUGCCACAAAACUGGGGGGUGACGCCCAAGAUAAGGGGUCACCCCAGAACUACAGGAGGGCCCCCUGGACCGGUAACCACGGCCCCCCAAAAGACCCCCGAGGAACUGCUGCUGGAUUUUGGGGGGCGUCAUGUGGGACCCCCCAUUGGAGGGGGGUUUGGGGUCCCCCCUAUUUUUUUGGGGAGUUCCCUUGAGUCUGGGGUUUCUUCCCCCCAAUUUACUUCGAGUUUUAUUUUUUCAAGGCAAUAUUAUAAAUAAGAGUCUAUAUGGGUCCCUCCCCUCAAGGGGCGGGGCUCAGAGGGGGUGGAGCACAGCAGGGUGGGGCCUAGCAGGGGCAGGGCCACCCUGGGAGCAGUUUUGGGGCGGGGGGCGGGGAGGGUGAGUUACAGUGCCCUUCUGUGCUUACUCUGAGGUUACUUACACUCAACUCCAGGGUUACCCUGUUGUUAUUUGGGGCCUCAGCAUCUCCCAGGAGGUUCCCCAGCGUGGAGGGGCUUCCUCUGAGGUUGGUCCCACUUCACUCCAGGGUUACCCCAGGGUUACUCAGGCCCAACUCUGACUUUACUCCAGGGCAGCUCAGGCCCAGCUCCGUGGCCGUAUCUGCCCUACUCCAGCCUUAUUUCAUGACUCCUCAGCCUCUCCUUGCUCACUGCUGUGGUGUUACUCAGUUUCUACUCUUGAUUACUCAGAUGCUACUCAGCUGGGGCUCCCCUCCCUCCCCUGGGUUGCUCGUGGAGAUUAUUACUCCGAGCCUUCUUGGCCCUUA
Lepidothrix coronata (blue-crowned manakin) is the source of this 2006-nucleotide messenger RNA. Its product is annotated as cyclin-dependent kinase 16-like. Bases 86 to 1180 code for a protein of 364 amino acids. Gene Ontology annotation, cellular component: cytoplasm; synaptic vesicle; nucleus. Lineage: Eukaryota; Metazoa; Chordata; Aves; Passeriformes; Pipridae. Gene Ontology annotation, biological process: protein phosphorylation; exocytosis; neuron projection development. The record is from RefSeq and is a predicted model, not a curated record. The transcript is spliced from 12 exons. Gene Ontology annotation, molecular function: ATP binding; protein kinase activity.